Molecule: messenger RNA, 2899 nt
Organism: Drosophila albomicans
Lineage: Eukaryota; Metazoa; Arthropoda; Insecta; Diptera; Drosophilidae
Exons: 2
Coding region: 67-2760 (897 amino acids)
Biological process (GO): poly(A)+ mRNA export from nucleus
Cellular component (GO): nucleus
Molecular function (GO): RNA binding; protein binding
Source: RefSeq, a predicted model, not a curated record
GUGCUGAAUGCCUUCGAGUUGUUCACAUUAAAUUCAUAAAAAUAACUAAGAUUUUAUUUUUCUAAGAUGUUGUCCAGCAAGUGCAAUUGGUAUUGCCUCAGCGUCUAUAGCAAUGUUAGCACUGAAGAACUGAGCAUUGAUGCGAUGUUAGGCAUAUUGGAAGAGCAUUGUAAGACUCAUUAUAUCAGCUGGAAUCCCGUCUAUAUAGAAGAAGGCGGUGAAAGAGAUGAGACUGAAAAUGUAGAUCCCAAAUUUAGCUUCUAUGUGCGCACAAAUGGUAAAGCAAUGGCAAUAAAAGGUAUACCAAAAGAAUCCAAGAUAUGGUUACACAACAAACGGAAAACACCGUCACCCAAGAUAGAUGAUGAAUUUAAAUUAAAAAUACGUCAGAUUAUAUUAAAGCGCCUUACUCCGGAUAUAUUGAGAGUAGAUUUGUCAAAGUUGUGGGAAGAUGAACAUUGGGGAGAUAUUUUUUGUGCGCUAAGCAAUAAGGACUGCAUGAAUACUGCCAUUGAAGCAAUUGGCGAACUUAUGCCUAGAUUACACAGUCUAGAUCUGACUAACAACUACAUUAGCGAUCUCUCUGCCUUUGAAGGUAUCGAAAGUCAUUUGCCCGAACUGAAAACAAUAUUAUUGAAAGGAAAUCAAUUGAAGAAUCUGGAAUCUUUAAAAAUCUUUGAGAAACUGCCACUGGUUGAACUCGAACUCGAAGGCAAUCCAGUCUCCACGGAUGCUUAUCGAUUGGAUGUGGCAAAACUAUUGCCCAAUCUAAAAAUCGUUGAUGGGAGACCAGUGCAACGCAAAACUAUUCGACGACUAUUGGCAGAAAGUCCUAGAGAGCGAAGUAAUUCCAAUGAAACUAGUAAAGACAAUAUGCUGAAAAUCAAUAGAGCAUCUAGUAGAAGCUGCAGUGUUGAAAAUAUAUUUAAUAAUGAUCAUAAAGAAAGUCAUCCUGAAGCUCUAAUCACCACAUCUAUCGACAGUUUUUCAGUUCCUCUUAGUACUAACAUUUCUGAUAAGCUGCAAAAUAGUAAUUGCUCUUCUAACACUCAAACAGUCUCAGCAACCGCAGUGGCUAACGGAAAUAAAAUAGAUAUUGAUGUUGCACAGCCAACAAAAAACCCAAAUAGGAAAAGGGCUACAGUUGAAAAUUCUGAAAAUUUACAAAGUGAAAAGUCUUAUAGUUAUAUACCAAUAAGUAAUGAUUUGGACAAUGCACUGGAUAUCAAGUUUUUUCCAAAUACAGAAACCGUUCAAAUUGCUGAAAUACUUUCAGUUUCUGAAUAUUUGAAUGAAUCAAAAAGUUGUAAAGUAACUAAAUUCUCCACAGAUAAUGAAAUAUCACCUAUCACUCAAAGCUGUUCAGCUGAUAGUUCCCAAGAACUCGUCAUUGCUAACAAAAAUAAAAUAGAUACUAACAUUCCACAACCUACACAGACUCCAGAUAAAAUUGCUGAAAGUUCUGAAAGUUUACACAGAACAGAAAUUGUAUCUAAAAAUCAUAUACGACUUCUCAAAGAAAGUUGUAAUGAUAUGGACAGUGUACUGGAUACUAAAAUCGCAACGUCUAUUGACAACUGUUCAACUCCACUAAAAUCAGAUCCACAAGCUACUAAACUCUCUACAAAUAUUAUCAUAUCACCAAUUGCUAAAAGCUGUUCAGUAACUGAAAAUCAUCCAACUGAAAUAGACAAAAAUCAUCUAGAUACACUAAAAUCUAUCAUUCUAGAUCCAAAUAUGUGCUGCUUAAAUCCUGAAAAUUCAACUAAUUCUAAAACUAUACCAACAACCUUAAGUCCAUCCGGAGAUAAUUUACGAACUGCUGUCGUCUCACCGACUGAAAAAUUAAGUUUUCAAAAUCGAAAGAACUAUGAACAACUUCCACUAGAAGCUAGCACUAACUUGAACUAUAAUAAUAUUUCUUGUAGUCUAAGUAAUCUAAUUGUUAAAGAGGAGGACUCGAUGAAAAACGUCAAUACAACAUUAAGCGAUGAUGCGAUCAUUUCAGCGAUAUCUAAGGGAAAAAUCGAAAGGGAUUCAUCGAUGGCAGUAAAAGAUAUACUAAGUGAUAAAAAUACUAAUACAGUAAAGCAACAAAGUUCACAAAAUACCAACACUCAACGAAUUGCAGCGCACAAUGAUCUCCAACUAUUCCUUAAUGCAUAUCUUAACGCAUUCGACAAUAAACAAGAGCAACUUAGAUGGUUCUAUCAUGAGAAGGCAAUGGUAGCAUUCUUCGAGAAUGAAAAAGAUGACUUCCACGAAAUGGGUUUGGACGAUGCCCUCGCUAGAUUUAGAGAAUUACCGCAGACCACAAAGCACUUAUUGCCAUCGAUCACAGUCAAUCUGAAUGUGUUGAAACCCGAUCGCAUUUGCUUCAAUAUCUCUGGCAUACAAAAAACAGACGGCUAUCGUUAUUUUAUCCGUACUUUCGUCCUGGUACCGCUGCCUAAUGUUGUCACCGAUUUUCGCAUUUGGAAUGAAUAUAUUUAUACAGGCAACACAACAUGUUGUAAAAAAAUCGCAUUGGAAGGCGAGAUGUUGAUGCCAAUCUCAUACUUCGAGCUGUUUACCGAGAUGUUCUUAUUUGAAAUAGAGCGUCGGCUGGCUAUGUUUUCGGAAAUCACAAAUAUGAAGCCAGAUUGGUGUUACAAGUGUCUCGUCGACUGGAAUUGGAAUAUGGAUGAUGCCCUAAUGAUCUUCACAAAAAUGAAUCAACAGAAGCUCAUUCCUGAUGUAGCCUUUAUGCCAACACACUGAUAUAGCGGAGAGUCAAUUAUCUUUUAGUUUUUGAAUUUAUGUUAUUCGUUAUGUUUUAUUACGUCAAUUUGUAUUAUCUCUGGCCUUAAAAAUGAAUAAGUUUUCAAUCGUAUUAUUUUUGUGACAAUAACUAGGAAAA